AUGAACUGCAGCUGUUCUGACCUGGAGGAAAUGCCCAGAAAGCCUCUCUGCUACCUCAGGUGAGACUGAACACCAUCUCACUCAUGUAGCUACUCUUGUUUCCACAUUAUGAUUUGCUGUAAUUCUCUAAAAAUUCUCACAUUCCUGUUACAAGUAUUUAUGUGAAUAUUCUUGUAAAAAAUUUGACAGACAGGUGUCAGAUUGAUCGUAUUUUAUGAAUAAUCCCGCUGUGUGACAUCUGAGGAUUACUGUGGCCCCAUAGGGAUUAGUAGAGGGGUUGGGAGGUCUUUACCUGGUUUUAGAUGUUCUCUUUUGAAUCAGCCCUUCAAUCUAAUUCAAAUUUAGUAGUGUUUAAAAAUAUUUGUUUUCACAGAAUUCCUAACCAAUCCUCUAAACCUCUAAAAGAGCAAGUUUAGUGCAACAUCAGACAAAGAAAAAACUCCCUAUGGAGGAAGAAACCUUUAGAGGAACCAGUUGCAGCAGUCCAGCCCUCCAUGUCACACUCCCCUUUGUUUCCCCUACCCACCACCGGCUUCCAAUCUGGGGCAAAGAAGCAGUGCUAGAUACCCUCCAGCAUAACUCAUUCCUAAUGGAUAUACACUGAGUAUACAAAACAAUAAGGACACCUGCUCUUUCCAUGACAGACUAUCCAGGUGUGAGCUAUGAUCACUUAUUGAUGUCACCUGUUAAAUCCACUUCAAUCAGUGUAGAUCAGGGUUUCCCAACUGGCAGCUGUGGGUCGUUUUAUUUUGCCCCCCAUGUUUUCUGAGCUCCCCAAAUGUUUUUCAAUUUAAUUUUCAAUGUUGGACAUACUUUUUAUUUGUUACACCAGGAAUUCGGCUCCAAGUGUUUUAUUUGGGAAAUCUGUUCCCAAGUAUUUCCAUGCAUAAUAGAGAGACACGUGAUCAUAUGGAAUUAUGUUUUAGUCAAAUAUUAUCUGUUUGGGCUUCUUGCAGUCAAUUUAGUCUACAAAUUAUUUGUAAUUAUGUUCUGGCCCCUGACCAUCCAAUCAAGAAAAAAAUCAGCCCGUGGCUGUAUCUAGUUAAUGAUCCCUGGUGUAGAUGAAGGGGAGGAGACAUGUUAAAGAAGGAUUUUAAAGCCUUGAGACAUGGAGUGUGUAUGUGUGCCAUUCAGAGGGUGAAAGGCAAGAAAAAAUAUUUAAGUGCCUUUGAACGGGGUAUGGUAGUAGGUGCCAGGCGCACCGGUUUGAGUGUUUCAAGAACUGCAACGCUGCUGGGGUUUUCACACUCAACAGUUUCCCUUGUGUAUCAAGAAUGGUCCACCACCCAAAGGACAUCCAGCUAACUUGACAACUGUGGGAAGCAUUGGAGUCGACAUGGGCCCAGCAUCCCUGUGGAAUUGAGGCUGUUCUAAGGGCAGAAGGGGGUGCAACUCAAUAUUAGGAAGUUGUUCCUAAUGUUUUGUACACUGUGUAUAUGCUGUUAAUAGAGCUUACUAUUAGAGCAGGAUGCACUGAAAGUUCAGCUCCUUGCUUCCUGAUCUCACACAGUGGCCAUUGAUUAGACAGCAGUGAUAUACUGUAACACCCCCCUCUAGAGUUUUACCUCCUAAAGGACACUUAAGUGAUCUCUAUCUCUCCAACUGUUCCUCCUGAUCUCUCUCUCCCCCAGUAAUGAGGAGGCAGCAGAGUUGCUGGGAGAGAAUCACUUUGGACCGCAGCAGCUGAUGGAAAUCUGGGGCCAUGCCUGUGCCAUCGCUAUCACCAAGGUCUGUGCUGUCCCUUCUUACCUAUUUAGGGUAGUUUUGAACUAGGGAAUUGAAUAACAUGAAUAUACAACUUCAUUCUCGUGUACAGGCCUUCCCCCUGAGUUCCCUAAAGAGGCGUCCUACGGUCUUGGUGAUCUGUGGUCCCAGUCAGAAUGGCUUUAUUGGCCUGGCCUGCACUUGCCACCUACGCAUGUUUGUGAGUAACGUGCCAGUGGAGCACGUGUUUUUCUGAACUAACUAAAAGGUACUUCCUUGACACCCAGUCCCUCUUCUUCUCCACUUAUCUCUGUAUUUGUGUCAGGACUAUAUACCCACGGUGUACUACCCUAAGCGCUCUAUUCUGGCCAUGCACCGGGACUUUACAGUACAGUGUGAAAGAACUGACAUCUCUUUCCUCUCAUUUCUCCCCGCAGAGGUAAGGGAACUACUAUGAAUCAACUAACGCUAACCAAGGUUCAUUUUUAUUGUCUGGCCGAUUACAUACCAUACCAUGAUAUUGGGAACAGAAACUAGAGACUAAAAUGAGGAAUGUUCACACAACAGUUUUGUGUGAAUGCAUUUCUACUUGUUAGUGGUCUGACUGACAUGUAUUUGUCUUGUCCUACAGGUGCAACUUAUAAACUAUGCAUAUAAACUGGGGGUGGAUGCCAUCUUGGGGCCGGAGACAGAGCCAUCUGAUAGAGUCCUACAGCACAUCUUGCGCUCCCUCAGACACUGA
Molecule: messenger RNA, 2446 nt
Organism: Coregonus sp. 'balchen'
Lineage: Eukaryota; Metazoa; Chordata; Actinopteri; Salmoniformes; Salmonidae
Source: the annotation of a GenBank genome assembly